Molecule: messenger RNA, 705 nt
Organism: Melampsora larici-populina 98AG31
Lineage: Eukaryota; Fungi; Basidiomycota; Pucciniomycetes; Pucciniales; Melampsoraceae
Exons: 3
Coding region: 1-705 (234 amino acids)
Source: RefSeq, a predicted model, not a curated record
AUGGCUCAAGGCGCCCAUCAUCCACCCAAAUACUUCGAAAUGAUAUCCACGGUGGCUUCCAAUCCCAAGUGGAAGUGUUUGGUCUGUGGACAACAUAUGGGCAACAUAGGGCCACAUUCUAUCUCACAGUCUCACCUCGCAGCUGUUGAACGCUACGAGGCUUGUUUAGCAGCCGAAAAUGCAAUUGUCCCCAGCCUGAGUGACGAGCCGCCUCCCUCCCCCGUCACAACCCCCCAUCAGCAAGAUAUCCUUGGUGACGAUGAGCCAGCACCUGACACGACACGCCGUCCUCCGUCACCUUUCUCAUUCCUCCGCGCUUUUCAACUCGCCAAAGAAAAUCAACCUAGCGACUCGGAAUCUUCAGAGACGGAAAUCGACGUCCACAAGGUUCUGGAAGCCAUUCAUGCAAUGGACGACGACGCCUGGGGUCCAAACAACGAGGCUGACGAUGAGGCCAACCUCGUGGCUGAUCUGCGUACGGGGCAGCUUUUGGACUCUGAAGAGUGGUUCCCUUUCAAGAAGAAAGAGUCAACAGCACGUUGCUGCGUUAUUGAUCAUCGGUUCGACUCGAAGUAUCCUUUCACGGGCGCAAUACCAUCGUAUUCGUGCCAUAUUGAUCAUAUGCGACGUCCACCUGCCAGAAUGGGGGGCGCUACGUGCGUUAAGUGUUCGCCUCAAGAAGGACCUCGGGCUUGUUGUCUCUGA